AUGUCGAGCACAGAAGCGAAGAAGAUGGUCGUCCUGAAAAGCUUUGAUGGAGUGACUUUUGAGGUGGAGGAAUCGGUGGCGGUGCAGUUUGAAUCGAUCAGACAUAUGUUUGAGGAUAAUUUAGCAGGUUCCGUAAUCCCUCUUUCCAAUAUCAAAUCCGAGAUCCUGUCUAAAGUGAUUGAUUACUGCAAGCGCCACGCCGAUGACACCACUGAUGAGGAGGACCUCAAGGCGUUCGACGCUGAUUUUGUUAAAGUUGAACAUGGCACACUCUUUGAUAUCAUCAGGGCUGCCAACUAUUUGAACAUCAAGAGCCUGCUUGACCUUACAUGUCAAACUGUGGCAGACAUGAUCAAGGGGAAGACCCCUGCUGAAAUCCGCGAACUUUUCAACAUCAGUGAUGAAUUCACUCCAGAAGAGGAAGAGGAGGCAUCAAUUAUAACAAGGUUCAUCUAUAUGGACCGUUAUGCUGAUUGUUAA
This is a messenger RNA of Fraxinus pennsylvanica, 480 nucleotides long. The record is from the annotation of a GenBank genome assembly. NCBI's taxonomy places the organism in Eukaryota, Viridiplantae, Streptophyta, Magnoliopsida, Lamiales, Oleaceae.